Messenger RNA from Colletotrichum navitas, 441 nucleotides. RefSeq lists its product as uncharacterized. The record is from RefSeq and is a predicted model, not a curated record. NCBI's taxonomy places the organism in Eukaryota, Fungi, Ascomycota, Sordariomycetes, Glomerellales, Glomerellaceae. The transcript has 12 exons. The coding region runs from base 1 to 441 and encodes 146 amino acids.
AUGGCGGGCUAUUGCCACGAGACUGCAGAUAUAUCCCGUCUCGCAACAAGCCCUCUCGUGGAGGUGCUGGUGUACCAUGGCUAUAACCGGGUUUGCGGCUGCUGGGCCUGGCAAAAGCUGCACGCCAUCACAUUCACAUACAUGAUUCCAGGACAAACUUGGUUAAGUCGUGCUUUAAACACACAUGCGCACUCCCUUCCCCUCAGUCCUCGUCUGUCCCCAUACCCUCCUCCAUCCUAUCCCUUCCCUCCUGUAUCACCGUCCCGUUACGAGCCCUGCAUUAGCUAUACUAGACGUUAUAUUAAUCUUUAUAAUAUCUACUUCUAUAAGUUUACUUUAGUUAUCUUAACUCUUAGUUAUAGUUAUAAAGUUAAGAGGCUAAAUAAAUAUAUAGUAGAUACUAUUAUUAAGGUAGUUACUGUCCUUAUAGUCUUUAAAUAG